Molecule: messenger RNA, 2509 nt
Organism: Stylophora pistillata
Lineage: Eukaryota; Metazoa; Cnidaria; Anthozoa; Scleractinia; Pocilloporidae
Product: ras-related protein Rab-23
Molecular function (GO): GTP binding; GTPase activity
Source: RefSeq, a predicted model, not a curated record
GACGAGGCCAGAAAAUACACAUCUUUGAAUCGCUACAACAGCCCAAUAUCUUCGGAAGUUAUCAAUAACACCUCUUUUCAACAAACUAACAAAAGGAGUUGUGCUUAGGAAACGACUCCAUUGUGGAAACCUGCGAUCUGCAUUUACAUUCGUGAGCCGUCAUUUCGUGCAUCGAACAGAGGGUGUGCACGCGCUUGAUCCAGGGAUAAUUUGUCUCGACUGCAAUGCCUUGUUAGCGGAAAUAAAUUUAUUUUCAUCUGCCGAGAUCUUGGAGGAUUUCGGUUUUAAUAAGGGACGGAACUAAUCUGUGUCAACCCCUGAACCUACGUUUCGGUAAUUUUUGGACUUGUUUAGAUCACCUGGUCGGCCAUUAUGCGAGAGGAAGACGUAGAAGUUGCGAUCAAAGUCGUGGUUGUAGGAAAUGGAGCCGUCGGUAAGAGUAGCAUGAUUCAGAGAUACUGCAAAGGUAUUUUCACCAAAGACUACAAAAAGACGAUAGGAGUGGACUUUUUAGAGAGGCAAAUCAGUGUGAGGGGCGAAGAUGUUCGGCUCAUGUUGUGGGACACAGCCGGACAAGAGGAAUUUGACGCCAUAACUAAAGCUUACUACCGAGGUGCUCAAGCUUGUGCAAUUGUUUUUUCUACUGUUGACAGAGACUCUUUCGAUGCAGUUGAAAAAUGGAGAACCAAGGUAGAAGAUGAAUGUGGAAAUAUACCAAUGGUGUUAGUUCAAAACAAAAUAGAUUUGAUUGAUCAAGCAUUAGUUAAAGUUGAAGAGGCAGAUGAACUAGCCAAACGAUUAAGGUUAAAAUUUUAUCGAGCUUCUGUGAAAGAAGAUCUAAAUGUUAAUGAUGUAUUCAUGUAUCUCACAGAGAAGUAUUUAGAAAUACUGCAAAAUGUUGAUGUGGAGGAACCAAAACCAUCACAACACAAAAAUGUUGCUGGAAUGUUUAAUACAACCUCACCAGUGAGUGCAUCACAAGGUGGAAACAACAAUGCACGUGCAACACAACAAGUAGAGACUGGAGAUAUUAUCACACUUAAACCAAACAAGCAGAGGACAAAGGGCAAAAAGAAUAAGAUAUCUUGCUCUUUGUUGUGACAUUUGAAUUUCAAGAUUGUGUUAUUAAUUGUUUUAACAGUUUCACAAAAUUAAACAUUGCUGCAAUAUGGCAAUAAGAGUGGAACUGUUUCAAACACAUGUUCAGUUCAUGCUCAGGGGAACAAUAUUUCUUGCUCUUCAUUAAAGUAAUGGGCAUGAAGUUGUAAUGUUUGUAAAUCUGCAUCACAAAUUCAUGAAAAUAGCUAGUUUUGGGACAUUUCUAAAUUAUCAUAUUUUCCAUUAUUGGACAAGUUUGAUCUUGUAGUUGCUGCAUUUAAAUAUAAUGACACUCAAAAGUUGAACCUUUUCUAACUCGUUUCUUUACUUUGAGGGAUUUUGGACACUGUGUAUGACAUGAAAGUUUUGAUGCAGGAUCAAGUUAGAGUCAGGUUGCAAAAAGAUUCCAUUGACUAAGUAGUAAGGAGACCCUUCCCAUCCUUAGGAGAUUUAUAGAAAUUUAUGAUUAAAAAUUAUAAUUUUCAGAAGGGAGGAGGGCUUAGGAAUAAUUUUUUUUCAGAAAGGUAUGGUACACACUUGUGCAAUCCUCCAAAGAAACCACUGAUAUGUAGCUUGGUUCUAAAAGGGUCUUUCUUUUUUACUCUGUUCUGUGCAUGCUCCAUGUUGAAAGUGACUGUGGUACUAAUGUUAAGGAUUCCACUUACAUUUCUUGUUGUUUGUACUAGUUGUACAUAGUUUUGUUUGAGAACUCUCCUGUCAAUUUGAGUAGUACCACUACAGAUGCAUUUUUCAACUUUAGAUGUAAUGUGGUUAAGAUGAACUGUUGUAGGAUAGCAAGUCUCAAAUUUUUUUUCUCCCUCUCUCUCCUUCUCUUUCCUUUUGUUUGUUUGCUUGAUUUGUUUUUUUCUUUUCUUUCCAGUAUGGGAGGGUCCUGAAGGAGGGGAUCUUAUUACUAGCCCAAAAUUAUCCAAAAUUCCAUUUCCAAUUUUACUUCUUCAAGCCAAACAUGGCAAAUGGAAAUUUAGUUGAGGUUGUGAGUGAGCUGUAAUGUAACUCUGAAUUUCUAACAGGUUAUAACAGUGAUAAAAUUGCAUUAAUUAUGGUCACUAUCUUUAACAUCUUUAUAACGUUUUGAAUACAAAUGUUACUCAACUUAGUUGGGUUAAUUGCCAUAAACACUGAAUUAGUUUGUUUACAAUUACAGCAAGGAUAUAAGAACAUAAUUAUUCAAUCUUUAGCCAGAAAUUUUGAAAAUAUUGCUAAAGAUAUAUUUUACUGUCAUUUUUUCUUAUCAUGAUCACCACAAUUUGUCAAUCACUGAUAAGAUUGAAAGAGCUUUAAAUCUCUUAGUUUGUUAAAUUCAUGUUUGACAUCUAGAGGUAUGUAAAGAAAAAAACAAUAAAUAAAGCUGGACCCAGGAGUCCUCGGAGCUAAACCCUUUCCACUUUAA